Trichobilharzia szidati is the source of this 2075-nucleotide messenger RNA. The record is from the annotation of a GenBank genome assembly. NCBI's taxonomy places the organism in Eukaryota, Metazoa, Platyhelminthes, Trematoda, Strigeidida, Schistosomatidae.
CAUGACGCGAACACCAACAUGACAUGUUAGGAAAUGAGAAUUCCUAUCAAUUCAGAAAACAUAUAACACAAUUUUAUUAAAAAUUAUUGCCAAAAAAAUUUACCGAGCCAAAUUUCAAUCAACAUGCCAUAAUGCAUCGUGAUAUGUUCGAAAUAUUUGGAGGUUCAUUUGGUAGUCCUAGUUACAUAAGGCAUGCCUUCUGAAGAUUCUGUACCUGUUAAGCAGAAGGUAAGUGUGAUUAAUUCUAGUAAGACAAACAGUAAUGUUUAUGAGUACUAAGUUCUUUGCUAAUGCGGUCAAGAUGUCUAUUUUUCAGGUACAGAAAAUUACCGAACAAAUGGCAAAGUCUUCGGUGAAGCAGAAUGAGAUAAAGUACAACUUAAAAGUCCCCAAGGGUACAAGAGAUCGUGACCCGGUUCAAAUGACUGUUCUUGAAGGUGUAUUCAAUACAAUAAUACAGUGUUUCAAGCGUCAUGAUGCAGUAACAAUCGAAACGCCUGUUUUUGAGCUCAAGGAAGUUUUGACGGGGAAAUACGGCGAAGACUCCAAGUUGAUAUAUGACCUCCAAGAUCAGGGUGGCGAAACACUUUCUUUGAGAUAUGACCUUACUGUCCCGUUUGCUCGUUAUGUUGCUAUGCAUAAAAUAAAAUCUAUCAAGCGUUAUCAAAUUGGGAAAGUUUAUCGUCGGGACCAACCAGCGAUGACUCGAGGUCGUUAUCGAGAAUUUUACCAGUGUGAUUUCGAUAUUGCUGGGGAUUACGGACCAAUGCUGGCCGAUGUCGAAUGUCUCCGAAUCAUAUAUGAGGUCCUUUCCGAACUAGCAUUAGGUGACUUUGUUAUCAAGGUCAACCAUAGGCGUCUGCUUGAUGGUUUAUUUGCAGCUUGUGGUGUAUCUGCUGACAAGUUUGUAACAACUUGUUCUUCAGUCGACAAAUUAGACAAGGUUCCUUGGGAAGAUGUCAAGCGAGAAUUAUGUGAAGAUAAAGGCAUAUCUGUCCAGACAGCUGACAAAAUCGGUUCCUACGUUCAGUUAUCUGGGGGUAUAGAUCUAGUUGAACGGCUUGAAUCUGAUGAAAAUCUCAGCAACCAACCUUCUGCAAAAGCUGCUUUGCAAGAUAUGAGACUGCUGUUGGGCUACUGCGAAGCCUUGGGUAUUAAAGAUAGAAUAGCUUUCGACCUAAGUCUUGCACGUGGUUUGGACUACUAUACAGGUGUUAUAUAUGAAGCUGUUCUAAAAGGUUUCACGUACAAUCCAAACUGUCCAAAUUCAGGUUCCGGUGAGGCUGAGACGACAUCUGCAUGUAAUGAACCGAUAGCUGUUGGUAGUGUUGCUGGUGGCGGUAGAUAUGAUGGUCUGGUUGGAAUGUUCGACUCAUCGGGAACACGAGUGCCAUGUGUUGGUUUUAGUUUCGGUGUUGAGCGUUUAUUGGCAAUCAAGGAAGCACUGGCUACUUCGGAUAAGAACAAAUCCAUUGUGCGAUCGACUGAAACUGAUGUAAUGGUCGCUGGUGCUCACAAAGGUCUUAUUAUGCAACGUUUGCAAUGUUGUCGGCUGUUGUGGGAUGCGAAAAUAAAGACUACUAUGUCGCAUAAAAAUCAUCCCAAACUCCUAGAUCAAUUGCAGUAUUGUGAGACAACCGGUAUUCCUUUAGCUGUGGUAUUGGGUGAAGGCGAAUUAAAUCGUGGCGUUGUGAAGAUUAGAGAUGUUCAAACCCGGGAGGAACUUGAAGUUCCGUAUACAGAGCUUGUGAAUAAAAUCAAGGAAAUUUUAUCUUCGAAGAAGCAAAAAUAAAAUUUCUUUCCAUUUAAUGAACAUUGUGAUACGAGAAUAAUCAUGCAUUUUGUUGUAUGUCUUGUCAGCUGUAAAAUUUGUUUAUCAUUUUAUGUGCUGUUUGGUAAUAAUAAUAGUGGACUCAGGACUUUGUACUUGUUAUUCGUUUUUCUUUUCAACUGAUUAUAGUGCUGUCCUACCCAUGUAUUCCUGGGUAACCCAGCACCAAAUCAUUUCUGAGGUAUCAUUACUGUAAUCUUCUUUCCCAUUGUUCAUUAGAUACUAUAAACUAUCCAUAAUUGAA